Molecule: messenger RNA, 1378 nt
Organism: Selaginella moellendorffii
Lineage: Eukaryota; Viridiplantae; Streptophyta; Lycopodiopsida; Selaginellales; Selaginellaceae
Product: expansin-B3
Exons: 5
Coding region: 212-1021 (269 amino acids)
Biological process (GO): sexual reproduction
Cellular component (GO): extracellular region
Source: RefSeq, a predicted model, not a curated record
AAUUCGAGUCCUUGCUUUGGAGGUGGAGCAAGCAGGCAGCAGCAUCAAAACGAAGUGUUUCGUGUUCCUGCUGUGGAGGAACCAAUUGUUCUUCAUCUCUUUUCUCUGAUCAGGGGAAAAGAGCCUCUUUUUUCUUCUUGUUAGUCAGUUGGUCAUUACCAAGAAAAAACUUUGAGAGAACUUUGAAUUUCUGAUAGUUUUUGUUUGUGAGAUGGCUACUAUGUCUGCUGCUUUGCUGCUGCUUGCUGCCUUGAGUGGCUGCACUUUCGAUUUGGCUCAAGCCACUCCAGUGAAGAAGGAUGAAAUGAUCAAAUGGGAACCAGCCACUGCAACAUGGUAUGGAAGUCCCAAUGGAGCUGGAACUGAUGGUGGAGCUUGUGGAUAUGGAAGCCUGCCCAACACACCCUAUGGCUCAGAUGUAGGUGCUGGGAGCCCAAUUCUUUUCAUGAAUGGAAUUGGCUGUGGAACUUGUUUUGAGGUGAAGUGCGUCGACGGGCAGCUCUGCUCGCCUCAGCCCGUCAACGUGGUCAUCACUGACGAGUGUCCCGGAGGCUACUGCUCGGGAGGAAGAACACACUUUGAUCUCAGUGGCACUGCCUUUGGAAAGAUGGCCAGCGGCAGCGCAAACAUCCAGCACCUCCUCGCCGCGGGAGUUCUCAAUGUUCUCUACAGACGUGCUCCAUGCAUCUACAAGAGCCAGGGCGUCGUGUUCCAGGUCGCCGAUGGCUCCACACCCUUUUGGUUUGAGACAGUUAUCAGAUAUCUGGAUGGUCCGGGAGAUCUUGCAACAGUCGAGCUCCAACAGUUUGGGUCUUCUGCUUGGCAGCCGAUGAGCCAAGUUUGGGGGGCAAACUGGUGCCUGAACGCAGGUGGCGGCACGCCUUUGAGAGCUCCAUUUUCGAUUCGGCUCACGGCACUUCAAACCGGAGAGAAGAUCAUCGCCCACAAUGUCAUUCCUGCGAAUUGGGCACCCCAACACAGCUAUUCCACUGGUGUCAACUUUGACACCCGCAACUAUUGACGAGAGUACUCAGGGGCUUCUGUAGUGUGUGAAAAAAUGCCACACUCGGGCCAACGAAAAUUCAAAUCAAAGUUUGAAAAGAAGUGUCACUCGUUUCUCCAGAUGCAUGUUUCAUGCCUAUGUCAUUCACAACAAUGUAAGAUCCAUCUGGAGAUUCAAGAUAACCAUCUGAAUCAUCACCCGCACUUGGAUAAUCUGCAAAACUUGUGGAUUAUCAAGGCUUGUAGUGAUCUAGCAACAGAUUUUGAAUAUGAUGCUUCCUUCAUACACAGUGUGCCUGAUCAAGAUCCCGUGAGUAAUCUCCAUAGUACCGUAGUUUAGAAUUGAGAUGGGGCGGUGGCAAGAACAUUAAAAAGC